GAGAAAUAAUAAUAAUAAAAAAAAGUUUUCAAGAUAAUAACAAAUUUAUACAAACUUUGAGGAGGAUUUACAAAAGGAUUAUCAGUUUUCAAUGAAAAUAAUGAUUAUUUAAUAUUUUUCGAUAGAGAUUAUAAAAGUUCCAACCCUUCUACAGACCAAUAAAAAACUUCAACUUGCAUCAUAUCGAUUUACAGACGCCAGACAAAAAUAUCAAUUUAAGACACUCAACAACCGACUUGAGAACGAAUAAAAAUAUUCCGAUCGAUAAUUGUUCAAAUGGACAAACGAGGAAGGAUGCUAAAGCCACGAGAGUAAUUAAUUCCACAUAAAAGUCGAACAAAAGAGAAAAAAGCAAUUAUUGAAAACUUUUUCCUCUCAUCAAAAACCCAUCGAAAAAUGAUCCAACCAUAUCAAAUGAACAAUAAUAAAAAUAUUCGAUUCGAGCAAUUGUGUCAGCAUAUCAAGUUAAUCUACUGUCCAGAAACCUAAUUAUUUGCUCAAAUAUUUAACAGUGAGUUAUUAAAGUCUCAUUUUCGUGAUAUUUACCAAAAAAAAAAAAAACAAAAAAUAAGAAAAAACAUUAAUUUAUGAAAAAAUGUCAGUGAGUGGAUCUCUCAUGGGUUACGGGGGCGAUAACAAUUGCAGCAUGGAUAGCAGUUGCAACGGGGGCGGCAAGAAAAGUAAAGCCUUGCUCAAUGUCACAACAUCAUCCAAACAGUGUUCUAGUCUAAACUCGAGUAUGUCAAAUAGUGUAGUUACCUCCGCAAGUUCGAAUGCGGCGAAACAACAACAACGACGAACAAAUUGCCGUCAACCGCAACAGAUGCUCGCGAAACACAGACUUCACUUGAACACGCUUUGGUCCAUUUGGUACGGCAUUCUUGUCACGCUGUUUCAGGGCUAUUUGGUUGUUCAAGGCGCACACAGGUUUUUAAGUUGUACAUUAAUUACAUGGAAAAUGGAUGAACCAUCGUUGGAACUCGACAUUCAAUUAAUUUUAUGCGGCGUUGUAGUUCUGUGUUUGCCACUGUUUCUCGCAUCGUCUUUAUUCAAGGUUGGCAAUUUCGCAAAUGACGGUUUCAAACUCGGAAACAGCGAAAAAAGUUGUUCAGCUCAACCGGAUGAUGGAUUGGAAGAGGAAGCAACUGGAGGAACAUUGAGGACCCUUUGGACUCACGGAGGACCUACAUCAUCAUUCAUACAUAUCAUGACGGCAUUGUGUCUUCUUGUGCCACGACUCUUGCUCGAAUCACGUUUAAUUCAGGAUGGAUUUUUGCCGAGAGAAAACAUUUGGCGCACAGAGCUCGAUUUCAUGGUAACGCACAAAGAUCGUCUCGUCGUUUUAUCAUUCAUGACUCAACCAUAUCAAAAUUUAUCCACCGAGCAUCCCAACCAAUCAAUUUCUGACCUUAUCGAUACCCGCUUUUUAAACCCAAAUGUCUUUGACGAGUCUCGUGUCAUCGAAAAGUACCGCGAAGAGUACGAAGAAGACGACAUGGAUGACGAUUUGUACGAUUUAUCGAACCCUGGCUUGGAUAACGAAAGUGCGAUAACCUUUUCGACGGGAAGUUCAAACAACUUUUCCGAAGAUUACGCCACAGAUCCGACCAAAGGUUAUCAAAACCCGAUAAAAAUCGAAAGCACGCUCGAAACUACGGUCGAAAUCACGACUUUUACGCCUUCAGUUACAAGUCAGAGCUCGUCGAAGCGUGGAAGACACGGCAAAAAGGGUUCAAAACAGAAAAAUCGGAAUCGUGGCAAAGGAAUUUCGUCUUCGGAGGAAGAUCGUCGUUACGAAAUCAAAUCCGAUGAAAUUGAAUUUGAUAAAUUUGACGAUGCAUCGCCCAUUUUUGAGGGCGUUCAGCCUCAACAAAGACCUAAGAAACCAAAUUCACGAAGAACAACGACGGAAAAUCCAACAUUUGAUCCUCCGAGAUCAACACGAGGCCCAAAACGCGUUAAAGACAGCAACAUUCACAUCCUCAAGCCUGAAAGAGUUCCCGAAAAUGCUUUGCCAUCGACGCCUGUUUCGACAAAUUCGAAGAUUUACGAGAUAAAACCGAGUCCUGCAGGUAAAAAUUUGUCCCGAAAGUCGAGAGAACAUUCCGCAGCAGAUCUUGAGUUCGAGAUUCAGAGUGUUGAUGAGGAUGAUUUUAUCAUUCGAGAUGAGGAAACGGGAGAAAUUGUUCGUCCUUCUUAUUUGCAAGCUGUUCCGGAGAAUAUUUCGUUGGAGUAUAAAGAAUUGCACGGAGUUGCUGGAUUUAUUCAACGCAUUUUGGGAAAUCAGGAAGUUUUUGAUCAAACCAAAUGGCAUCACAUUCCAAGCCUCGAAUUCCUGAAUCUCGCAUUGGCUUUACUCGUUUGGUCUGUUCGCUAUCCGAGCGUUUUUUGGAAUACAUCAAAGACAUUUUCCAUCAUCUUCAGCAUUCAAAUGGUCGCUAAUGCUUUGGAUAUUCUUUUGUGUUACGCCGGAGUUUCAGUUUUGUACAAACAUGACAUCGUUGCUGAUCGUCUCCCGAUGAAUGCUCCUCCAUUAUUGCUCAACGGAUGCGUCACAAUUGCACUUUUCUUGUUGGCAGUCCUCCUGAUAAUUUCUUCUUCGAUGAUUUUGUAUCUUUAUGGGCACGGAAGACUUACAGUUGUGAUGCGAGAUCGUCGAAUGAUUACCAUUAAAGGCGAUGUUUGGUCAUAUUUUGCGCAUUGUGCGUCAUUUUGCUUCGUUCUUGCGGUUGCUGUGGUAAAAGCUCCCAUUAUGCAUGAUCUCAGUGCGACUUAUAAAGGAAGUUUGGAUGGCGCUGUAUUAGCUGCAGCUCUCGGAAGCGUAAUUCACAUCUUCGUAUGGAUCGUUUUGUGGCUUGGGCUCACAGCAAAACGUCGAUGGGUCUUCAAAUUGCCCCCGAUGGAGUCUCCAAGUGUCAUGCAACCUUUGCUUACUUCUCCGCGAGGCGAUGGAGGCACAACGAGCGAUGGAAGCGGCGACGAAGUCAUUUAUUGGCCCAAAAUUGGACCAAGUUCGCCAAAAUUGAAAGUUACUUUUAACGAAGUGCCGAGUACGUCAGAUGAAGUUAACGAACACGGCGGCAAGCGCUGUACGUCAAAUGGAGGGCAAUUACGUGUAUCCACUACUGCGGGAGAGCCCGAUGAUGGAGAUUAUGCCACGUUAAGAGGUCCCAACGGUGAUUUGUUGCAUUUGAGUCAUCAUAUUACGGAAGAGUACAUGUGCAAUGAUCAUGCUGAUGACACGUCAGAAGAAGGAAAGUUGUUGGAAUGCGUUCGCGAUGACAGUGUUACUUAUGCGUCGACGAGAGAUCUUGAGCCGCCGAUGUCGAGUGCGACAAUGUCACCCGCUAAUAGUUAUAUUACGUCGCCGGAACACAUGAUGAGUCCAUUGGCGCCUGUUUCGGUGACCGUUCAUUCGAAUGAGGUUCAUUUAUCAUCCGCAACUCCCCGUUUGAUUCGUCGUGCAGAUUCUGGAAUGCCAGCUGAAGCUCUAACUCCUCGUUCUGACACAGAAACCGAAAGCUCGACAUCUCCUCCCGAACGUGCAAGUUCCGAAAGCUCGGGCGUUCAUUCAUCCGAAGAGACGAAAGACGAAGUUGUGAUCCGUCCUCGUUCGACGCCCUACAAAUCGAUCAUCAAACCCGCACAGCCCGCAAUUCAAGAAGAACCUUUUGGUCGUUCAACCAACAUGCGAAUGUCGAGUUUCAUCGCCGACACGGGCGGUUCAAGUGCAACGUUGCCCAUCGUGCGUAACAACAACAACGAACAACUGAAACAGGAACUCCCGUAUUGCUCAACGAUGCCUUUGCCGCCGUCGCAUCAUCAUCCGCAAUACAAACCGCAACUUUACACGCCGCAAAAUGGCUCAAAAGCGCAAAUUCCGCAACACACAACGCUCCCGAAUGGCAUCAUGAACCAACAAUCGCCCUACCAAUCGAGUGCGUUUCUCCGGAGAAUGCCUCAAAAUCAAUCGCAAUACGCGAGCCCGAAGCAACACGAGUCGCCAUAUGCGCACGGAGGACAUCGCACCUUCUCAAAAUUGAUAAAUGAUCCGCUGAAUAACAUGCCGCCGCCUCCGCCGCCUUUGAGUAGCUUCGCAUCGGGAAAUUCGUCGACAGUGACUUUGAUGGAAGACCGCGAUUCGGCAAAUUAUUCGAUGAUUUCCGAUCAGGACAGGGAAAUGUACAUGAAUGCGACGCAAUUGCAACAACUUCAACAUCAGCAACAGCUUCAUCAUCAAAUGCAGAUGCAACAUUAAUCACC
This is a messenger RNA of Culicoides brevitarsis, 4263 nucleotides long. RefSeq names its product protein tincar (gene tinc). NCBI's taxonomy places the organism in Eukaryota, Metazoa, Arthropoda, Insecta, Diptera, Ceratopogonidae. Bases 596 to 4258 code for a protein of 1220 amino acids. The record is from RefSeq and is a predicted model, not a curated record. The transcript is spliced from 13 exons.